GGUUUUUCCUUCUUGGCUUCAUGUCCUGAUGUAGUAAUAUAGCUUGAAAUAAUCAGUAGUGUAUGUUGAUAUGGAGCAUGUUAACUUUUGUAUAUGGUUGAAGUUGAUUGUUCUAUUAACUUGCAUUCAGAGAAUGCUCGAGUUAUGGUGCUUGGUGCAACUAAUUGUCCGGCGGAGCUCGACGAGGCGAUACUUAGGCGUUUUUCCCAGGUUUUUGAAAUUGGAAAGCCUGACUUUGAUGAUCGAGAAAAGAUAUUGAGGGUGAUAUUGAAGAAUGAAAAUGUUGAAGACACUAUUGACUUGUAUCACAUAGCUAGACUGUGUGAAGGUUACACUGGUUCUGAUUUGCUUGAGCUCUGCAAACAAGCAGCAUAUGUUCCUCUCAGGGAUUUCUUAAAUGAAGAAAAGGCUAACAAGACACGUCCAAGACCAAGAUUAUUGUCACAAUAGGAUUUUGAGAAAGUUUUGGCUACUUACGUUAAAACAAGCAUCGGUGUCGAUGAGCACAAUGGGUAUAACUCUUGUUCAUCAACAUGAGUUGUCGAAUGGUAUCGGAUCAGGUCGCGAUGGAGCACAUCAAAUCAUGAUGUUCUUGAAUACUAACUUUUAGUUGGAGCACAUGAAUUGGCAAUAGCCUCUCCAUGCUGUUUGAGUUAUUCUAUAUCGGUGGUCGUGUUACUGGUGAAUAUAGAUUUCAGAAAUGUACAACGGUAGGCUUAUAAACUCGAGCUUGACUUAGAAAAAUUUUUCUGAAUUAUUUGUGGAGUGUGGAAAGAUUGUUCCCUGUAGCCAUAUUUGUUAUUUUACAGAAAAGAAUACAAACAGUAAAAUCUCAACUCUUGUUUGAAAGGAACAUCUUGU
Messenger RNA from Hibiscus syriacus, 861 nucleotides. Its product is annotated as ATPase family AAA domain-containing protein 1-B-like. The record is from RefSeq and is a predicted model, not a curated record. NCBI's taxonomy places the organism in Eukaryota, Viridiplantae, Streptophyta, Magnoliopsida, Malvales, Malvaceae. Gene Ontology annotation, cellular component: mitochondrial outer membrane. The transcript is spliced from 2 exons. Gene Ontology annotation, molecular function: ATP binding; ATP hydrolysis activity. The coding region runs from base 94 to 450 and encodes 118 amino acids.